AGAUAUAAAAUUUUAAAUGUACAUUCCAAGAAAUGGGAAAAAAUCAUAUGAACGGUAUUGUUUUACUUCUUGGAACAACUUGUCAAUUAAAUUUCUAUGACGUAGAUCACAGUUCCGGUUUCAUGACGACCUCCAGACGUGAAAAUAAGAAUGUCAAGUCGAUUUAUUUUGCGUAGUUUGCGGGCAUUUUCUAAGCAGGGAAGAGCACACAGUAAUACAGGACUUUUUCACACAGCGAACCUUUCAACGGCGUUGCUUAGAAAAGCACAUCACCCACACUACCCAGCUGUAAACAUCAAUUAUAAUGUCCAGCGACAUGUGGCUACAGCUGAAAAGAAAUUUGAGUGUUUUAAUAUCCAAGAUGCAAAGGACUUUCAAACUCGAGUAAUCGAGAGCCCUGUACCAGUGAUUGUGGACUUUCAUGCAACGUGGUGUGGACCUUGCAAACUUCUUGGGCCUAGGCUUGAAGCCAUCAUUUCAAAUAAGGAGGGCCAGGUGUCAUUAGCCAAAGUUGAUGUGGAUGAAAAUGUUGAAAUAGCAAUGGAAUAUCUGGUUGAAUCUUUACCUACCGUUAUUGGAUUCAAGAAUGGAAGAAAAAUCAAUAAAUUUAUUGGACUGCAAGAGGACGAUGCGAUUGAUUCUUUUGUAGAAAAACUGAUUCAUUAACAAUUUUAUUUACAUGACUGGAUGAACGCGCCACAUGGAUUUUUAAAAAUGAUUUUCAUAUUUCAAUACAAUUUGAAUACAUGUAUUUAAAAAAGAAGUCUGUACAAUUCAUAAAACGUAUUCUUCUACAAAGUUGUCACAUUAAGAUUUUGAAAUGAAGUGGUAGGAUAAGAAAACUUAUAGCACUGUACAUAUUUCUACACUUUCUCUUUAUAUGCAUUAUAUAAAUACACAGAAAUAAAUUAUUAUACAAUAUUGAUUACGGUAAUGUUUAUAGCUAUGUUGAUGAGUGUAGGAAUUGUAAUGGUAUAGUGCACACCUGCAGUAUUCUAUUAUUUAAAAAAGAAUGAAUGUGUGAAUUACCAGUACUAGUACACGUAUGAGCAUUUUUUAAUGUUUUCUUGAAAUCAGAGAAUUUCUCCCAAAUUUGUUACGAUGGUUGUACUACAGCGAGAAUAGUUAAAGAGGCAUAAAAAUAUAUUAUUUUCAUGGCUAAUAAAAUAUUUCCAUAUUAU
Magallana angulata is the source of this 1181-nucleotide messenger RNA. Its product is annotated as thioredoxin, mitochondrial-like. NCBI's taxonomy places the organism in Eukaryota, Metazoa, Mollusca, Bivalvia, Ostreida, Ostreidae. Gene Ontology annotation, molecular function: protein-disulfide reductase activity; oxidoreductase activity, acting on a sulfur group of donors, disulfide as acceptor. The transcript has 4 exons. Gene Ontology annotation, cellular component: cytoplasm. The record is from RefSeq and is a predicted model, not a curated record. Bases 151 to 666 code for a protein of 171 amino acids.